Dibothriocephalus latus is the source of this 414-nucleotide messenger RNA. NCBI's taxonomy places the organism in Eukaryota, Metazoa, Platyhelminthes, Cestoda, Diphyllobothriidea, Diphyllobothriidae. The record is from the annotation of a GenBank genome assembly.
AUGUCUGACCCGCUUUUCUUUGCUCCAGUCUGGGCAAUUGACCCUCAUCUGGUAGUUUACCUUCUGUUCUCCGCACCCCUGCAGUACGAUCCACAAUGGGUGAAUGCGCUUGUGCGCCAAUCACGCACUCCCUUACGUCGACCAGGAGGGGCUUCAAACGCCUCCGUUGGUGCCCGCAGUGAGGCCGACUACGCGGCCCUGCGCAGCCGACACGCCGGUCUGCUCGGACUGUGUGCUUUCAUCCGUGCUUCCGUGCAUGACACACCCUCAUACCUGCCCGCCAUCAUUGCUGAAGUCGCAGAGCACGCCAACGAUCCCCAGCCCAUUCGCCAGUCUGUCUCCGACACUCUGAUGGCCUAUUCACGCAGUCACCAGGAGCGUUGGCGUGAAGAUCGGCUACUCUUCAGCGAGGCC